Haemonchus placei is the source of this 1125-nucleotide messenger RNA. The record is from the annotation of a GenBank genome assembly. Lineage: Eukaryota; Metazoa; Nematoda; Chromadorea; Rhabditida; Trichostrongylidae.
UUGAAUACUGUAUUUCCUGCUUCCGUUUCUUUCAGGGAGGCUGAACAAAAACGAUAUCUUAAGUGGAGUGACGACGGAACGAAAAUCUUUUAUGAAAACUAUAAGAAUUACGUGAUCAGCAACGAGCACACAUGCCCAGAAUGUUCGUGGAAUGACAUGAUGACUAUUCCUAAUCCAUCUGGAAUUGGAGCAGCAGCAGAUAUUAAGGACCCAAUAUACAAUCUUACCAAAGUGGCGCAGAACAUUCUUGGAUUUGGUCUGUUGUUGCUUGGCGAAUACCCUUUCGUAUCGCAUACCGUCAAAGAGAUCCUUUUCGAUGGUUAUAACGAUCCUCUGCUAGACGUCGGUCACUCAGAGAUCGUCUACUUCCUCAGUGGCGUUCUUAAUGGUGGAAAAAGCAUUAUUCCGAUCCCGAUACCAGAUAUGCCGCAUCAAUAUGGUCUACUUCAGUACAAUAACAGCCGUGAUGAGAACUACUGGAUCGAGUCGGGAAAGGCUGACAUCAACCAAAUAGAUUCGGGGAGUUUCUGCAAAAUGCAUCUGGAAAAAACCGACGAAUUACCAUUUUUCCAGUCGUUUAUGUGCAGAUCGUUCACAAAAACGUUCCUCGAAGAGAAAACCAUACAGGGGAUUCCUUCCUACACGUUUUACGUUCCCUAUGAUGACUAUGACACGACAGCGGAUGUGAACGCCGGUUUUCGCUACAAGAACGUGGAAAAAGUCAACUACUUUCCGGAUUGGCCAUCUUGUCCAGAUCGAGACCCACACAAAUGUGAAAAUUUGUAUUCUGUGGACUGUUCACUGCAGAACAACCUCUGCCACAACUGUUGUAAUGGCAGUUUUGUAGACGGCACCUAUCUAAUUCCCCCCGGAAUUUUCCCACUCGUCUGCUAUCCAGGUCGACUCCAACCAACUCCAUUUGCUGUGAUGUAUUCCCCACCGCAUUUCCUUUACUCCCCACCUCAAGUGAUCAAUUCCGUCAUCGGUGUCAGUCCAAACAAUGAGAGUCAUCUGCCGAUGGUCUAUAGUCAUGAGCCGAUGUGCAAACAAUACUUUCACUCUUUUGACCGGGUUCUGAGCAAUAUAGCUAUCCGCUUUAUUACUGUGAAGAUAAACCUAGGGUAA